Xyrauchen texanus (razorback sucker) is the source of this 3910-nucleotide messenger RNA. Its product is annotated as regulator of telomere elongation helicase 1-like. Gene Ontology annotation, biological process: telomeric loop disassembly; negative regulation of DNA recombination; DNA repair. Gene Ontology annotation, molecular function: DNA helicase activity; DNA polymerase binding; DNA binding. The record is from RefSeq and is a predicted model, not a curated record. NCBI's taxonomy places the organism in Eukaryota, Metazoa, Chordata, Actinopteri, Cypriniformes, Catostomidae. Gene Ontology annotation, cellular component: nucleus.
UGGCGCGUUACUGGAGUUGUAAAAGCAGUUGCUGUUUGGUUUGGAUGUAGUUUUAGUACAUAUCAUAUAGCUGUGUCAGUGUGGAUAAUAGCAGAUCACUAUGAGUAAAUUUAUGAGCAAUUGUGGUUGGUUGUCUCUCCAGUUAAAGAGUGAAUGACUCUUAGUGGAUCAACUGUCUGUGAUUGGUUGGGAAAAUGCCUCAUCUUAAACUCAGAGGAGUCACAGUGGCUUUUCCCUUCACUCCAUACCCAUGCCAGGAGGACUACAUGAACAAAGUCAUCGAGUGCCUGCAGAAUAAAGUAAAUGGAGUUCUGGAAAGUCCCACUGGUACAGGUAAAACCCUCUGUCUGCUGUGUGCUACACUCGGGUGGAGAGAGUAUUUUAAAGAUACUAUCUCUGCCUGCAAGAUUGCAGAGAGAAUGGGAGGCACUGAGCUGUUCCCAGACAGACCAGUGUCAUCAUGGGGGAUGGCAGCAACCGACGGGAACACGCCAACGUACUACGCGGACAUCCCCAAGAUUAUAUAUGCAUCCAGGACCCAUUCCCAGUUAACACAGGUCAUAACUGAGCUGAAGAACACAUCCUACAGGCCAAAGAUUUGUGUUUUGGGAUCUAGAGAACAGCUCUGCAUAAACCAGGAGGUGAUGAGACAUGAGAGUAACCACAUUAAGAUCCAUAUGUGCCGAGCAAAAGUAUCAACCCGCUCCUGUGUCUUCUACAACAAUGUUGACGAGAACAGCGCUGACAGGGAAAUCAUGAAUUCUAUCCUGGAUGUGGAGGAUCUAGUGAAAUCUGGCAAGAAGCAAAGAGUUUGUCCAUACUACCUUUCAAGGUCACUCAAACAACACGCUGACAUCAUCUUCAUGCCCUACAACUACCUGCUUGAUCCAAAGAGUCGAAGAGCUCACAACAUAGAGUUGAAAGGAGCUGUGGUAAUUUUUGAUGAGGCUCAUAAUGUUGAGCAGAUGUGUGAAGAAUCAACCUCGUUUGAUCUCACCCCAUAUGACAUUAUAUCCUCCAUUGAGGCAGUGGAUGGACUUCUGUGGCAACAAGCCUCAGACAUCAGCAAAACAGAGUCUGCAGAGGAAUUUAAUGUGGAGUCACUAAACUUAGGAUUGAAGCUGGACAUUGCUACAAUUGCUAAAAUAAAACAAAUUUUGAUGGAUCUGGAAUGUGCCAUUAACGAUUUCGAGAUGCCUGCAAAUAAUCAAGGAAUCACUAAACCGGGCAGCUUUAUAUAUGAGCUUUUUCAAACGGCUCAUGUGAAUUUUGAAACUAAGACAGCUAUAGUGGAUGCCAUGGAGCAGAUCACAGGAUAUUUAGCAGGAAAGCCUGGUGUCUUCCUCAAUACCAGUGGACUACAGAAAGUGGCAGAUAUCAUUCAGUUAGUGUUUGGGGCAGAACCUACAGAGGGAAGCAACAAUUCACAGAUGGUGAACAGCAUGAAGGAGUUUAAGGUCCACAUUCAUCCAGAUACCAGCAACUUCAGGAAAAAAACUAAUACUGAUGUGUGGGCUUCCUCCACUUCCAGGAAACAAGGAAAUGUGCUGAGCUACUGGUGUUUUUCUCCGGGGUUCAGUAUGCAGGAUUUGCUCAAACAGGGUGUAUGCAGCAUCAUUCUGACCAGUGGAACACUCUCACCUCUCUCAUCCUUCACCUGCGAAAUGCAAAUUCCUUUCCCUGUAUCCUUGGAGAAUCCUCACGUCAUCCAGCGUGAUCAGAUCUUCGUCAGCGUCAUUGAUAAAGGUCCAGAUGGGGUGCGGUUGAGCACGGCCUUUGAGAGGAGGUUUGUUCCUGAAAACAUGUCAUCUAUGGGAAACACUGUUGUCAAUCUCACAAAGGUGGUGCCUCAUGGGCUUCUGGUUUUCUUCCCCUCGUAUCCAGUGAUGGACAAGACUCUGGAGUUCUGGAGGGCUAAUGGGCAUGCAGAACGCAUUGAGCAUGUGAAGCCCAUGUUUAUAGAACCCAGGAGUAAAGGCACUUUUACAGAGGUGAUUGAUGGUUACUAUGACAAGGUGAACGACCCGAAAUCUAGCGGAGGCAGCUUCUUCGCCGUAUGUAGAGGAAAGGCGAGUGAAGGACUGGAUUUUGCAGACACAUAUGGUCGAGGAGUUGUGAUCACAGGCCUUCCAUUCCCCCCUAGGAUGGAUCCCAGAGUUGUGCUUAAAAUGCAGUAUCUGGAUGAGAUGUGCAAAAAUAAAACCAGUGGAGUGAAGUAUCUGUCUGGGCAGGAGUGGUACAGACAGCAGGCUUCUCGAGCUGUGAAUCAAGCCAUCGGUAGAGUGAUUCGCCACAAAGAAGACUACGGAGCAAUCUUCCUCUGUGACCACAGGUUCAAAGGCACUGAAGCCCGUAAUCAGCUUCCAUUAUGGGUGAGACUGUAUGUUAAGAUUUACGACAGCUUUGGUGCCAUUGUCCGUGAUGUGGCUCAUUUCUUUCGGACGGCACAAAAAGCUAGACCAGUACCUGUGAGGAAAGGAAGAGCUGGGGGUAGUGAGAAUCAGGCUUCGGCAGACACCAGCUCGCUCAACACUGAUUCUAGCUUUCCUACUAAGAUUGUCUGGCUCAGUGACACCUCACAAAAAGCCAAAGCUCUGGACUCGCAUGUCCCCAGCCUAAAGAGGAGUAAAUUGGAGCAUUCUGGACGGGACGGGGCAGCGAAACUAUGCAUUCAAUAUGAGAUGGAGAUGACAAGUAAAAGGAAACCAAUCAGCCUGCUGGACGCCCUGGAUGACAGCACCAAUAAAGAGAUGGAAGACGCUCUGGUUGGGGAAGAAAGGUAUGACAAACGUCUGGAUGAUGAAUCGAAGGUUGGGAAACUGAAAAUUAAACUGGUUCAAGAUCGGAAAGUGAUCGCUUCCUGUACUGCAAAGACUGGCAGGGCCUUCAUGAUAGAGCUGAGAAGAUGCCUGGGUCAUGAGAACUUUAAACUCAUCAUGGAGGCUCUGCAGGCAUACAAGGCAACAGAUGACCUCAGUGACCUUCUCACUAAUGUGACUGAACCCCUCAUUCAACACCCCAACACUCACAAUCUUCUUAGAGGUCUUUACCAGUUCAUCCGGCCACAUCAUAAGAAUGAGUUUGAUGAACGUUGCUUGCACUUAACAGGCGAAGGCUGUGGCUAUAAAUCUGAGCACUCGCUGUCCAGGAAGGAGAGAGGGGCUCUCAGGCAAAACACAGUGGAGACAUCACAUGCAAGUUCAGCCAGCGAGCAACUGGAUUCGAGUCGACAGCUGAACCAAGGUGGUUCUCACCUUGGAACCGUGGAGCUGAAUGGAGGGGUGGGUAAAAUUGGAGUGAAUGUAAGAAGGGAAGACCAGAAGCCAAAAGCAUCCAUCAAAGACAGUCUGUCCUGCUCGUCUCUGCUGUCAGACAUAAGACAGGCAAUCGGUGCAGAGAAAACCCAUCAGAUGUUUCUAGCCUUGCAGGCGUACAAAGCGACAAACAAUUAUGAGCAGAUGGUGUCAACCGUUGUGAGUUUAUUGACUGAGAGAGAUGAAGACAUUGCUUUACUUGCACGGUUAGCAGUGCUUAUUCGACCUCAGCACAGGAAACAGUUUGGUGAGCUGUUAAAAUCCUUGACUGGAAAUGAUUUGGUUACAAAUCAAGAUUCAGACAUGACAUCAAUUCAACCAGAUCAAGCUUCUCAGAUAUCUGCAGGAAAGACUCAAAGCAAGAUAUCAUCUUUCUUCUCCUGAAUGUUGCGGAGUUCCAUUCGUCCUGAACUGUCUGCUAUAAUGAGGUCUCUGAGAUAUUGAAUCAAUAUCUCCACUUUUUUUUUUUUACUUGGACCAUACAUGAGAGAUUUAUGCUGCAUAAUGUUCAAAGAACAAAUGUUGCUUUACUGACAUAUAAUGGUCAGUUAUAUGUAAUUUUGUAUUUUUCAAUAAAUACUAUAAAAGAUACUUAA